This is a messenger RNA of Phalaenopsis equestris, 1367 nucleotides long. RefSeq names its product ATP-dependent Clp protease proteolytic subunit 4, chloroplastic. Lineage: Eukaryota; Viridiplantae; Streptophyta; Magnoliopsida; Asparagales; Orchidaceae. The transcript is spliced from 2 exons. Gene Ontology annotation, cellular component: endopeptidase Clp complex. Gene Ontology annotation, biological process: protein quality control for misfolded or incompletely synthesized proteins. The record is from RefSeq and is a predicted model, not a curated record. The coding region runs from base 230 to 1180 and encodes 316 amino acids. Gene Ontology annotation, molecular function: ATP-dependent peptidase activity; serine-type endopeptidase activity; ATPase binding.
AAGAGAGGAAAGAAAUAGACAAAUCUUGAAGAAAUAAUGACAGCUCAAAGAAAUCCUAGAGGAUUUGAAGAAUCACCGGAGAUGGCUUAAAUUUCUCCCGAAAAAAAGAAAAGAAAAAAAAAAAAAGGAUUAAUUGCACUCUCCCGCCGUUACCGGAGACCGAAUCCGUGUCGUCGGGGCUGAUCUCCACCUGAAAACCCUCGCAUUCUUUCACUCUUCUUUCGCCGCCAUGAUAUCUCUCCCCUCCGUCUCUUCUCCGCUAAACUUUUCUCUCCUGCCCACCUCUUCCGCAUCUCCUAAAACCCUAAGUUAUCGUCCUCUUCUCUCUAAACACUCUCCGUCUCGCGGCCCCCCCGUCGAGUUUUCUGCACUCGCAUCUUCUUCUCAUAAGCUGGUCUCCUUCAACGGAGCAUCCGCGGGUUCUGUUUUUGGAUCAGAGCCUCAAAAAGAUCAAUCUUCCUUUUGGGCUUCUUCCUCUCCUUUGUAUGUUUCUCCUCCCCAGACGCCGGACACCGCGAUGAGGGGUGCUGAGUCCGACGUGAUGGGCUUGCUGUUGAGAGAGAGGAUUGUGUUUCUAGGAAGUGGCAUAGAUGAUUUUGUGGCGGAUGCUAUUAUCAGCCAGCUGCUGCUCCUGGAUGCUCAGGAUCCUAGUAGAGACAUAAGGCUGUUUAUUAAUUCUCCAGGAGGAUCCCUCAGUGCAACGAUGGCCAUAUACGAUGUGGUUCAGCUCGUGAGAGCUGAUGUAUCGACAGUCGCACUCGGAAUCGCCGCCUCCACGUCAUCCAUCAUCCUCGGCGGUGGAGCGAAGGGAAAACGUCUAGCGAUGCCGAAUACACGAAUAAUGCUCCAUCAGCCUCUCGGCGGAGCCAGCGGUCAGGCCAUUGAUGUCGAGAUCCAGGCCAGAGAAAUCAUGCACAAUAAAGACAAUAUCACAAGAAUAAUCUCGAGCUUUACAGGACGACCCUUCGAGCAAGUUCAGAAAGAUAUUGAUAGAGAUCGUUAUAUGUCACCCAUAGAGGCCGUUGAAUACGGUAUUAUCGACGGUGUUAUUGACCGAGAUUCUAUCAUUCAGUUGUUACCUGUCCCAGAGAAAGUCAAGCCAAAGUACAGCUAUGAGGAGAUUAGUAAGGAUCCCAGAAAAUUUUUAACCCCGGAGGUUCCUGAUGAUGAGAUAUAUUAGCCGAGGACCAUCCUACACCUGGUACUUUUUCACUUCGUCUAUUUUGCUGCUUUUUCUUAUUGUUGUAAUUUAACCUUGUUGUUUUAUUAUGGACUUUAUUUGGCAAAGCUGUUAGGGGAAAUUUACAAACGCAGCACACAAGUCAUAUGUAUUUACAUAUCUUAAACCUAAACUUUUAUAUUUUCAC